Molecule: messenger RNA, 1139 nt
Organism: Sander lucioperca (pikeperch)
Lineage: Eukaryota; Metazoa; Chordata; Actinopteri; Perciformes; Percidae
Gene: spi2
Product: Spi-2 proto-oncogene
Exons: 5
Coding region: 202-864 (220 amino acids)
Biological process (GO): cell differentiation; regulation of transcription by RNA polymerase II
Cellular component (GO): nucleus
Molecular function (GO): DNA-binding transcription factor activity, RNA polymerase II-specific; sequence-specific DNA binding
Source: RefSeq, a predicted model, not a curated record
CUGGUGCUGGUGUUGGGGCUUUGUGGGAUGGUGGUCAUUGUUCCUGUGAGCCUUGGGUAGAAAACGUCUGGUGUUAUGCAGAAAGCCCCGCUUCUGCGGGGGUAUAAUAAGAGCUCGGGCACAUGAGCGUCUCAAAGUUAGUCUUGUGAUAUUCUCCCAAACUGAAAGGACUGUACUGCAUCAGAUUCAGCCUCAUCAGUGAUGAAUUCUUUCCAGGAGACUCAAUCUGAUUUGGAGGUGAUCUUAGAGUUCCUAGAGGAGUACUACAGACAAAACACUGGAGACAAUGUGGACAAGAUGUACUGGACUGCAGGUGUGCCUGUAGAUGAAAGAAGUGCACCUGUGGAUGAUGACUCAUGCGAGUGGCACUGGACGUGCUAUGAGCAGCCCAUUACCAAACCUGCACUUCAGCCUUUGCUGGCACGCGACACCCUGCCAGCUCUCAGCCAUAACACAACAGCAACAUUGUCUGAGCGUGGGUUACUGCCAAACUUUGUAUCAGCAAGACAACCUACUAAACACACAGCGGGGAGUGGUGGAAAGGUGCGACUCUUUCACUUUCUGUUUGAGAUGUUGGAGGAUCCGACCAUGGCCCACUGUGUGUCCUGGGUGCCAGCAGCCGCCGGCGUUUUCCGCUUUUCCUCCACGAACAAGGACCAGGUGGCAGCACUGUGGGGGCAGAGAAAGGGCAACAAGAGGCCCAUGACUUACCAGAAGAUGUCCCGCGCCCUCAGGAACUACGCCCGGUCCGGAGAGAUCUUCAAGGUGAAAAAGAAGCUCACCUACCAGUUCAGCCGAGAGACACUGAUGUCACUGCAUAAGUUUCAACAAGGAGAUUUGUUACGUGGACGAGAUUUUGUGUAGCUCAUAUCAUGUCAUAUACAACUCUAAAUGAGCUUUAUCUUUACAUUAUGAAUGUGACAAAUUCACAAAUCAGUUUGGUCAUCUUGAAGUUAGUACAUGCAUUGAGUUGUGGUGUAAAUACUUAAACAGAAAUAAACAUAUUUUAACUCUUACAGUGCUGUCAUUAUUUUAUUAUCUAAAGAUAACUAAAUCAUUGGACUUUGAAAACAGUCACAAUAGGCCAACUACCUGCAAACAUGACUUCUCUUAUAGACAUAAGUAUUUGUUAUUUAAAA